ACGCCAUCGCUCUAACUUAUAUAGUGGGGUUUACUCUUUGACCAAAAGGUUUCUAAAUAAUAAUUCUAUGUAAAGGUUUCUAAAUAAUAAUUGUAAUUUUUUUUAAUAGAUUUAUAAGAAAAAAUAAAUAUUUGAAUAAUUAACAAGACUGGAUACUAAUUGCAUUACAUAACAUAAUAUUAUCCGUCUUUGUGGAUAUGCUACUUAGACGUGCCGUGGACGUGCCUGAUCGUAGUAUUUAAAUAAUGGAUGAAAAUGAAGUUUGGGAAGAUUUAUCAAAUAUUCCAGCCGAUCCACCUGUUAUGCGCGAGCUAUGUAAUAACUGCAAAAGACCCACAGUCGUAUGUUGGUGUUCAGCAUUGCCUCCAAAACGACUCGAUCCUCAAAGCACGAUUAUAUUAUUACAGCAUCCAGCAGAGGAAAAGCGUUGCCUGCGAACGGCUCCUAUGUUACAAUUGGGUUUAGCAGAAAAUAAGUGCCUUAUUUUCAAAGGAAAGAAAUUUCCACAGCCGAGACAUGAAUCCCUAGAAAAUAUUUUGUUGCAAUCUAACACACUGCUGCUAUAUCCAAGCAAAAAUGCAAUUGACAUUAGAGAUUUGGAAACUAAUGAUAAAUCAUAUAACAUUAUUUUACUUGAUGGGACUUGGCCCCAAGCAAAAGCAAUUUAUGCAUCAAGUCCAAUGUUACAUGCUUUGAAACAAGUUAAAUUAUUGACAAGUAAUAUAAGUAGUUAUAUCAUCAGAACACAGCCAACAGAGGGAUGUUUAAGCACAUUAGAAACGGCUGCAGAAACAUUGUCACUCGUUGAAAGAAAUUCAAUUUAUAGAGAACAGCUUAUUCAACCAUUACAUGUACUUUGUAACUAUCAAUUAGAAAAUGGUGCAGUAACCCAUCAAUCAAAAGAAUUUUUGAUAAAAACAAAAAUGUAUCCUAAAUUAAUAGGAAAAAGAUUAUCUAGAUUGUUACGAACAACAGAUGAAAGUUUAUUGAGUUUAAGCUGAAAUAAGACAAAAUUAA
Messenger RNA from Diatraea saccharalis (sugarcane borer), 1017 nucleotides. Lineage: Eukaryota; Metazoa; Arthropoda; Insecta; Lepidoptera; Crambidae. The record is from the annotation of a GenBank genome assembly.